This is a messenger RNA of Salpingoeca rosetta, 4212 nucleotides long. RefSeq lists its product as uncharacterized. Gene Ontology annotation, cellular component: cytoplasm. NCBI's taxonomy places the organism in Eukaryota, Choanoflagellata, Craspedida, Salpingoecidae. Bases 146 to 2908 code for a protein of 920 amino acids. The record is from RefSeq and is a predicted model, not a curated record. The transcript is spliced from 12 exons. Gene Ontology annotation, molecular function: protein binding.
AUCAUCGGCAACACCGUCAAAGAACCAGGUGACCAUUACCGGACUGCCGGAGGGCGUUGAACAGGCGCGCAUCCAACUCCGCGCUCUCACCCCCGUCAUCAUCUGCCUCGAGAUACCGCCGUUUGUGCCGCGGGACGAACUGCGCAUGACGCCGCUCAUCCAGAACACGGCCGAGCGUUACGCAAUCACCGUCUUCUUCAAGCAGCACAGCGGACGCGUGUUUGUCAUGUUUAAGGGCCCGCGCGGGCGCGCGUCUGUGCUGGAGGAGGCGGCGCGGCACGUGCUGUCCACGUGGCACGUCGACCCCUCGCUGCGGUCGUACACGCUGCAGUUUGACAUCUCCUCUGUGCACCACGCCGCCCUCAUUGGCCACGCCCACCACGGCGCCGUCGCCCAGCUCAUGCAGCGCACAAACACAAAGAUUGUGUUUCUUGACCCCGGCCACGGCUCGUCGCUGCAAGUGACCGGUCGGCGCGAAGACGUGAAGCUCGUGCUCUGCCAGAUGCAGACGCGCCUCCCAAUCUCCAUCACUUUUGACAUCCCGCCCGACGGCACCAAGGCCCUCAUGGAGUUUGCAGAACAGAACCACCAGUCGUCGCUGGAGACGGCGCUCGCCGCCAUUGUGGAUCAAUUUCCCACGAUUCGGUGCGCGUUUAAGCUGACGGGCCAGCUGCUGACCAUUACGCUGCGCGGCAUUGAGGCCGCCGUGUCCCAACUCUACCAGGCCAGGCGCGCCCUUCUCAUCAGGGCCCGCGUUCGCCAGGUGCAGAACUUUGGCUAUGGCGACAUUGAUAUCGACGCUGAAGACUUCAACACCAUUCUCUACGACCCAAAGUUCGCGCCGCCGUUCAAAGUGGACACGUUCAGCGACAUCUUUGAGCACCGCGAGUCGCCCGCGCUGCCGGAGUACGAUGCGCCAGACCCAUCCUUCCACGUGCUCCCACACCACCAGCACCACCACCGCCACAUGCACCACCACCACCCUGCUCCACCACCGCAGCUGCCGCCCCACCAACACCACCCGCACCAGCAUCACCACCAGCACCACCCACAGCCGUUCCACGGCCAUCCCCACCAGCCGCCGCCGCCACAGCCGCACCAGCACCAGCACCAGCACCAGCACCAGCAGAACAUGUACGCGUUUGCAUCUCCCGCAGCGCCGGGCCUCGCACCGCCCAACUUCUCACGGGGAUCGACGUCGCCGCAGCCGCCCGCACACGGCGUCGCGCCGUACGACGUGUCUGCCAACGGCGCAGGCAUGAUAGACGCAUUCACAGCGCCGUACCAGCAGCCGCACGCAUACGCACAGGACGCGCUCGUGUCGCAGGCUGCCAGCAUGCACCUUGGCCCCGUGCACCAGCCCUUCCCACAGCACCACCAGCACCACCAGCACCACCAGCUGCAGGGUGGCGCACCAUUCGUUGGCGGUGACACGUCCUCGCUGUGGCAGUCCACAUCGACGGACGCUGACGUGUAUGUACCACCCCCCAGCAACCCUUGGCACAACCAGCCGCCGCUACCGCCGCCAUCGUCGCAGCAGCACCAGCCGUCCAACACCAUCACCUCCCCUGCUGCCACAGACGAGGUGGGCGUUGUUGGCGCGCCCAUCAACACCCCGUCCUCAACAGCAGCAUCAGCAAUGGCCAACGCCUCCACGACACCACCAACAGCAGCAGCAACAACAGACAGCAGUGGCAGCGGCGGCGUCACGGAUGAUGCUGGCCUCAACCCAUACGCCCCAAUCCCAUCCAAGGCCAGCAGAGACAAGCUCAAGGACAUUGACUACGAGCACCGCCGCCUCCUUGCGGAGCGCGCCGUCAUGCAGCCAGACUCCAGGCCCGUCCGCGUCCCAACAAACCUGUUUGUUGGCGACGGGUUUUCGCGGUCGAUGCCUGCGCACGAGAUCAAGCGACUGCGGGCACUUGAGGCGCAGCAGGCGGAGGCCGCCGCAGCCCAACACACUGGCGAUGACAACCCAUCCACGUCGGCUCCCAGUGACGCCGCCGCUUAUGGCACUUCUGCCACCAACACCAACACCAGCACCGUUGGUGGCGGGUACGCGGCCAUGCCGUCCUCCUCAUCGUCGUCGGUGAGGCACGAAUCACACCGCCUCUUCUCGAGCGCAAUUCUCCCCAGCGGCAGCCUCGCCCGCCACGAACAGCUGGAGACGCUGCCGCCGCUGCCGGAGCCCGUGCUGUCGGCAAUUGGAUCGAAGCAGCUGUCACCACCGUCAUCCAGCAACGCACACUCGCCCAACCCGCCAACAACAACGGGCACUGCCACGCCCUCCUCGCAACCCACGGCGACCAACAGCAACGCCAACAGCAACAACAGCAGCAGCACGUCCUCCCUCACGCCAUCGCGCCCGCCAUCACAGACCACCGCGUCAACAGCAGCGCCAGCAACAUCAACGGCGCCUCAAACAUCGUUGUCCACGUCGUUGCUGGCGACGGCACCGGGGAGCGGCGUGUCGACACCCGGCAGCAUGGCAUCGCCUGUGAUGACACGCGCGCACACGGGUGCAUCGCAGUCGGGCACGCCGGCACAGAGCGCAAUGCACCUCCUGCAGUCGCCCAGCCGCAGCCACGCGCCCGUCACAGAGGAGAUGAAAAAGUACUGGAACGUGCGUUCGCUGCCGGAGCUCCUGGCGAAACUUGGCCUCAACAGCUACGAUUCGCUCUUUGCCAAGGAGGAGAUUGACCUGGCCAUCUUCCUCACGCUCACGGAGGACGAUCUCAUCAACAUUGGCGUGACCACCUUUGGCGCCCGGCGCAAGAUGCUGCUCGCCAUCUCCAACCUUAAGGAAAUGAACGCGGAGGACCAGAGCUUCCUCGGGAACAUCUACUCCCUGUCCACCUCCCUCUCCGUCUCCCCUUCCUCCUCCCUCAACUUUGGCAGGAGCGCGUAGACCAAACACGCUCCACGCGUUGCGUCAUGUUACCCGCCACCGUCACCACCACCAGCACGACCCAAUCACUCUCCCUCAAGGCCCUUGUUGCUUCAUUCUUUGUGACAGCACUCGUUUUGACGUGCUCCCAUCGCAGCACUCGCUUCUUCAUCAUCACCAUCAGCACAGCGCUAUCAUCAUCGUCAUCGUUGUGGUCAUCGUCGUCGCCAUUGUUUGUGGCCACCAUGAACCUUGCGUCUAGUUCGCCUUCUUUGUUACGUGUUUUUGUUUCUCUCUCUCUCUCUCUGACACUGACACUGCACUGUGUUUCUGUUCGUGCCGCUCUUGUUGCUGUUAUCGAAUCGCCAGAGCGCGCCGCUUGUUCUCGUUCGCCUUGAGGUUCCACGACCUUGCUUUCCUGCUCAUCUACCUUCGUCCUCCUACGUCUCCGCAUGGUCGCACUGCGCGUGCAAUUUGCGCCCGUGUGUUGUGCAGGCGCGCAGAUGUCGUUGCUUGCGUUUGCACUCGACAACGCACACGCGCGUGCGAGUGGCAACUCCUUUCUGCUUCCCACCUGCACACCCGCUCACACUCUCCAUGGCAUCCUUUUCAUGACUUCGGUUUUCUCGUUUGAUUUUUCCUCCCAGUGGUUUUAGUCUGUAGCUGUUGUUGACCAUCGCCUCACUUUCUCAUCCACUCGUUUUUCUCUUUCUUACCACCAAGCACAUGCACGUGCUUCUUCGGCAUUGGGGUUGUCCUUCUUCGUUCUUCCCCCCAAGCAACACCUCCAAGCAGCGCCCACAUCAUUGCUGUUCGCAACUGGAUUGCUGAACAGCAGCAGCAACAGCACGUCGGAGGUUUUGCACCAGGCAGAGCCAGCAGUACUGGCUGCCACGCCUGGGGAGACAGCGGGGUUUACUGCUUCCCAGCACGCUGUCUCUUGGUUGCCCAACAACGAUUCUUGCACGCAGCACACCCAGCUGCCACACGUGUCUUGCAGUGUGCUGGCUGUUGUCGCGAUGAUGCACUCUCAUCGCUGUUCGUUUGCUUGCUUGCGUUGCUGUGUUAUGCAUCAUGCUAUGCUGCCCUUCGGUUUGUUAGUCGUUUCCGACCCGUCUCUGAUAUCACAACCCCUGGUUUUCGUCGUCGUCAUGUGUUUGUGUGUCCCUCGUGCUUGUUCUGAUCAUUGUGGUUGUGUUGGUUUUUUUUUUUUUCCCCUGGCGCUUUCUUGUUGACCUAGCGUAGCAUACUCCCUCCUCCUCCUCCUCCUCCUCCUCCCCCUCCUUACGUCACCCUACCACUGAGUGAACAACACCAACAAGGCA